Messenger RNA from Gavialis gangeticus (Gharial), 3016 nucleotides. It is a transcript of the gene CRACR2B, whose product is annotated as calcium release activated channel regulator 2B. Gene Ontology annotation, molecular function: GTP binding; GTPase activity; calcium ion binding. Lineage: Eukaryota; Metazoa; Chordata; Crocodylia; Gavialidae. The transcript is spliced from 20 exons. The record is from RefSeq and is a predicted model, not a curated record. Bases 453 to 2453 code for a protein of 666 amino acids.
UCCCCUGGACUGCACUUCAAGAGUUGAACAAUAAGUGGCAGGAGCCCAAGGUCUUGCACUGACUUUCAGUUUCUGAAAAGCUCACGAAAUGCUGUGGAUGCAGACUGACUCUUUGCCCCUGGGGCCAGAUCCACAGCUGGGGCACCAACGACCUUGCUGGCAGGACCUGCGUCCUAUCUAAGCAUCAGCUGGAAUUGUUAUCUUCUCAGCCUGACUGUUUCAGCAUCAGUUUGGAUUUACAUUUCAUUUUUCACCUGUGUAUCAGGAGAUACUUGUUGCAUCCUCUUCUGGGCUCAACUGUCCAUAAGGAGAAAUCCAAAGCAGUCAGUGCAGCAGGACUUAAAUUAUGUUACUGGUAUCAAGGGACACCUGUUUAUAGGAAGCUCUACUGGAACGGCGAAUUUGGAAGCUAUUCAACCUGUCCCAGCCCGAGCUGGGAGAGUUUAGGGAAGAUGGCGAGCCAGAGGGGAUAUGCCCACUGGGAGGGAGAAGAAGAGGAAGAUGGGAUGGCUGUCGAUGCCUUCCCUUCCCAUCCCUUGAGUGAAGCAGAAGAUGUUCAGGUGGAGAUGCUGGAGAAAGCUAAGGAGCUUUUCCAGCUGUGUGAUAAGGAGGGGAAAGGCUUCAUCACCAAGCUGGACAUGCAGCGGCUCCAGAGUGAACUCCCUUUGACCCAUGAACAGCUGGAAGCAGUUUUUGAAAGCCUAGAGCAAAACAAUAACGGGUAUCUGACACCUGUUGAAUUCAGCAUGGGAUUAGGGAAGUUAAUAGGGAUCGAUCUGUUCCAAGGAUGUGGGAGUACAGAUCACUCAAGACAUGAGGAGACCUUUGAGUCAGGCUGGUCAGAUGACCUGGAUCAGACAGAGGAUGAAGAAGAGAAACGAUUUUGUUCAAUGUUGGAGCAACUUGGAACAACCCAGGUUUUGGAGGAUCAGAGUGAGGUUCGGGAACUCUGGGCUCGGCUCCGGAAGGAACGACCAGAGCUCUUGGCCAAUUUUGAGGAGUUCCUGUUCCGUGUUUCCUCGUACAUCAAGGAGGUGAAUCAGGAGAAGGAAUCGAUGGAGCAGGCACUGAAAAGGAAGGAGACAGAUCAUGACAGAGAAGUCAGGUGCCUUUAUGAAGAAAUGGAGCAGCAGAUCAAAGUAGAAAGGGAGAGACUGCUCUGUCAGGAGUCACUGAGGCAUGAAAGGAGCAGCCUGCUGCAGAAAGAGCUGCGCAGCAAGGAGCAGGAACUGGAGAAAAUCCUCUACCGGCAGAAAAAGCUAGAACACCAACUGCAGUCACUGAACUCGGAGCAACUGGAGACCCGAGUGCAGAAUGAGCGGCUCAGACACCUGAAUGAAAGCCUCCUGGAGCAACUGGAGAAAAACAAGUGGGAGCUGGAGGUAGCCAGGGGCCAUUUGCAGAGGCUUCAGAAAGAGUCACAGAUGGAACAGGAUCAGAAGGACAGGGAUGUAUUUAGAGUCUCUAAGAACAUGCAGAAAGAAAAACAAAGCCUCCUGCGACAGCUGGAGCUCCUCAGAGAGAUAAACAAGAAGCUUCGAGAUGAGAGAGAUGCCUUUGAAGCCAAGAAGCUGGCACCUCAGAGCAAAAAGCUCCUGUUGAAGAAAGGGUCAAUGGUAGGAAAAUACAUCCCGGAGGACAAGCCAGUAAAACGAUUGAAGAAGGUGAAAGGAGGUACCGCAAGCUACGUGGAGAGCAGCAUCUCUGGCAGAGAGAGAGAGAGGCAGCAAAUGGCGGGGGACAUGGGGAAGCCAAGGAUGGUUCUGAAACGCAGCUGUAGGAAAACAUCAAAUGAGUUAGACAGUACUCCACUGCCUCCCAGAGGGCAACCCACUGGCACCGAAACCAUGGCACAGGAUCCAGCUGGCUUCUCCCCAGAUCGCAUCUUCAAGGUGGUGUUCGUGGGGAACUCAGGUGUUGGCAAGAGCUCCUUUAUCCAUCGCUUUUGCUAUGACAGGUCCUUGGCAGAGAUCAGUGCAACCAUUGGUAUCGACUACCAAGUGAAGAGUUUAAUGGUAGAUAAUGCACGAGUUGCCUUGCAGCUGUGGGACACAGCAGGGCAGGAGAGAUUUCGGAGCAUUACAAAACAGUAUUUCCGAAAGGCGGAUGGCAUCUUGGUGAUGUAUGAUGUCACUGCUGAGUGCAGCUUCACAGCAGUGCGGAACUGGAUGAAUAAUAUCCAGGAAGGGAUUGAGGAUGGAGCUGUGAUCUUUCUGCUAGGAAACAAAGUGGAUGCAGUAGAACAGAAGACCCAUGAUGUGCCUAAGCUGGAGGGCGAGAGGCUGGCAAAGGAAUACAAGGCUGUCUUCUAUGAGUGCAGCGCCAUGACUGGCUACAACAUUGUAGAGCCCAUGCUACAUAUGGCAAGAUUGCUGACGGCACAAGAGGACAAGCAGCGAGAGAGUGCCCUGCACCUGAAUGUUUACAGCAAGAGGAAAGGCUGCUGCUUGUGACUGCAUAAAGACCAUCCUCUGGCAACAGUUAUCAUGGGGGCACUCCUGACAGCAACUGCGGAUGGGAGGAAGUUCCAGGUUCUUUCCAGCAGAGAACACCAAGGCAUUAAAACAGAACAGCAGUGUGUGUGUGCAAUAGAGGAACGUUACCAUCCAUGUGGUCUCCUACAGCCCUGUCACUCCUCCCCCCUGCUCACCAAGGGUGCAUGGCCAGCAGUGGCUUGGGGUUGCAGCGCUGGCAGCAUAGAAGCUGGUUCUUUCCUAUGCUCUGGCAGCUCUCCUGUAAGAUGCUGAGGGUCAGGCUUCCUGGGCAUAGACAGAACCAUGUGGCUGGGUACCUGGGGCAGCUACCACAUACAGGGACAGUGCCUGGGGUGGCUGCCUCAUUGCCCCACUCUAGUUAUGCCACCGUCCCUGUGUGUCCAGCUACCAGGGGUGAGGAGGAAAUGCACGUAGACAAAUGAAGGGCACUGGUAUUUAUUCUGUUUUAAAUAAACUAAAGGCAAGUCUAACUGUGUAAUAAUAAAUAAAGAAAGGAUUUGUUUUAAAAUUUGAGGGGAAAA